AGUUUCUAUCUUCCUGUGUUACCGCCCUUGGUGGUUGAAACAGUGGAAGGACUGACCCUGGUGUGAGUAAGGAAAUAAUAGUUAUAAAGCGGCUGUUAGCACCAACGGAAGAGAAAUAACAUUCGAAGAGACCUUUUAUUAAUGUGCCUGCGGUUGCUCGGAAACAGUGCUUAGGUGUACAUCGGCCUGGCUGGACACACCGACCCUGAAGACGCCACAGAACCUUGUUUAGUCGACAGACGCAGUGGCCAUGGCGUUGCCAUUUAAGAAGGACUUGGAAAAGUACAAGGAGAUCGACGAGGACGAAAUCCUCAACAAGCUCUCCGAGGAAGAGCUCAAGCAACUGGAAAGCGCCCUCGAGGAGCUGGACCCUGAGAAUGCGCUGUUGCCAGCAGGAUUGCGACAGAAGGAUCAGACCACUAAACAAGACACAGGGCCCUUCAACCGAGAACGCCUCCUUGCCUACCUAGAGAAGGAAGCACUGGAGUAUAAGGAUAGAGAGGAUGUAGUGCCUUUCACAGGAGAAAGGAAAGGUAAAGCAUGGGUACCUAAACAAAAGCCAAUUGAAACACGCAAAGAGGAGGUAACGACCCUUGACCCGGAACUUGAAGAAGCCCUAUCUAGUGCCACUGAUACCGAACUGUGUGACCUAGCAGCUAUUCUUGGAGUGCAUACACUGGUGACGAGCACUCAAAGCUAUGAUGGAAGUAGCAGUACAGAAGGCUACAACAACGUCAUUAAAGGGGAAAAAGUCAAACCUGUCUUUGACGAGCCACCUAAUCCUACCAACGUUGAAGAGACCUUGCAGAGGAUAAAAUCCAAUGAUCCAACUCUGACAGAGGUCAAUCUGAACAACAUCAAGAAUAUUCCCAUCCCAACGCUGAAGGAUUUCGCAAAGGCCAUGGAGAAGAACACAUGUGUGAAGAAGUUCAGCCUGGCAGCGACGAGAAGCAACGACCCGAUAGCUGUUGCAUUUGCAGAUAUGUUAAGAGAAAACAAGAUGCUGAAAGCUCUGAACCUGGAAUCCAAUUUCAUCACUGGGACUGGAAUUCAGGCUCUAGUAGGUGCCUUAAGGGACAAUGACACAUUGACAGAAAUAAAGAUUGAUAAUCAGAGGCAGCAGCUGGGUGCCACAGUGGAAAUGGAAAUAGCCAAGAUGCUGGAAGACAACACGAGUAUCCUGAAGUUUGGAUACCACUUCACACAGCAGGGGCCUAGGGCCAGAGCUGCAGCAGCAAUCACAAAGAACAAUGACCUAGUUCGCAGAAGGCGAGUGGAGGGAGAUGUCUAAACGUGGAUUGUUCGCCUGCCAAAUGCCACAUUGCAUCUUGUGGAAUUAUUACAGCUCUACUGCAAAGUCUUGUGCCAAACGUUCGGGGCAAGGCAUCCUCAGAGAACACCUGUCUGGGUUGAAGGGAAAUGACUGGAAUAGCCCUCUCCUAUAAUACAGCAGUUAUUUUUAGUCUAGUAAAUUGUUUAAGUAUUUUUUUUCUUUCAUAACACAUCUCGAAUAGCACCCACCUUUUUAAACUGUGCUUAUAAAAUAAAAUGCUAGGAAUUAUAAUGAGUAGUGAUUUGGAAUUUUGCACAACUUUUUUUCUAGGUAUUGAAAACAUUGUAGAAAUAUUCUAAAAUCCUUGCUUGAGGAGAAGCACCAGGUGACGGUUUAGACUGGUCAGACUCCUUGGGGUGUUCUUAACCAUUACCUUGUUAUUGUUAAAACUUAUUUUGUAUGUUACAUUGCAUAGGGAUUUUUUUCUGUAUUUGUUUUUAUAUAAUGUAAUUAAGGUGCAUCAUUCCAUAUUUUAAGUGGACACUCCCUUUUUUUAAGUGUAUGAUACUUAAAGGUUCUACCUGUAUUCAUGUGCAAGGCUUUUGGUAUGCAGCUAGACUUUUAAAGACCUUAAGGUAGUGUUGUAUUGAUUUGCUUAUUAUGACUUUGAAAUUUGUCAUUAUCAGCAGUAAGAAUGGGCACAGACUGGAGGCUGUUUACUGUUUGGAGUCACAGGAAAAGGAGGGUUUGCAUGGAGCCACGCUGUAUGUUUAACACCCCCCCCCCACACACACACACAAACACUUCAUCAGGGCAGUUGACAGUCCAUGACUUCUUUCAACUCUCUGAAGCAUGGAGCUGAUGAUAAAAAGGGAGCUGAAUAGGACCUUGCAAGCAUAACACUUUGUAAACUCGUGUGUCAGCAGCACAGGGAUGAAGCAUACUGAUCAUCUGUUAGCUUAAGCAUGGUAUAUGUAUGUGGUUUCAUUCUCUUACUCCAGUUUCAAGUUUAUUGGUAGUGGUAGGUAAUACAUCACAUGUAAUAUCCUCCUGAGCACCAUUGCAUAGAGUGAAAGCAUUGGGUUUCUUUACCAAAAAUGUUUUAGAUACACCAUCUAUGUGGUAAAUGUUUUUAUUUUACUCUGAGUUUUUUCUUCUUCUGUGAGAAAAGGGAACUUGCAAAACAGCAUACUGAUGGACUUCAAAACCCCCUCUGUUUCAACACCCUUUUAGUAUGAAACUUGAUUCUUAAUCUUUUACCGUACGUUUUCUAAUAAACUCUUAAAAGUCAUACUUUUUCAGAUAAUAUGCCAAAGACAGCUAUUGAUGAUAUUCAAUUUGCAUUGCUUUAUUUGAUGCAUUUCAGAUUGCUGAGUUAUAGAUUAAAAACAAAAAAGGAAUUUUUUUUUAACCUCAAUCCAUUUUAUUAAAAGCCAUUUGAAGAUACAUGGGGAUAUGUCCAAGUCCAAUAGUAAAUGUGUAUCAAUAUAAUUUUCCACUCUGAGUAACCCAUUAUAUAGAAUUCCAACAGUGAAAUAUUGUAGAGUUCAUAAGAAUAGCAGCAUGCUGUUAGCUAUAAAUUGACUGGAUUUAUGCAGGGGAAUAUUUGCAUGCUUUAAAUGUGAAGGCUUGGCCAAUUCUCCGUUGGUACUUUUCCAUGUGAUGUUUGUAUAAUAUGUGUGGAAAGAUAGCUCUGAUAUGUAAUGAUCUGCAUUUGUGACACUCAUUUAAACCACCUCCAGUUCUUUAAAAAUUGAAUUCUGGUUUAUAAUUGCACAGUGGCCUUGAAAAGAAUAAACUUAUUUUCUGAAGCAUUUAGCCAAGUAAUACAAGAACUUAUACAGAAUAUGUGCAGUAAUAGUAGGAUAAAAAUGUUAUUGAAAGCAUUAUUUUAACGAAAAGAAGGAAAUUAUUAAAUCUGUGCAAAACUCUCCUGCUCUGUGAAUAUUCUGUGACCUUUUGGUGUGUACUGUAGAUGUUCCUUUUAAACUUAAGUACCUUCCCACAGCAAUGUUAUUCUCAUGUAAAAUACUAGAUGUGUGUCUUAAGUUACAAACUGCUGAAAUAACAAAUAAUGUACUUAAAUACUGCAGGUUUGAACUCAAGAAGAGGAAAUAUUAUGUACUGUUAUUUACUGCAUAGCUCAGUGGCACUAUACUGUGUAAAACAUGCGCAACAAUAAAUGUUUUUACAUAUCG
Molecule: messenger RNA, 3471 nt
Organism: Lepisosteus oculatus (spotted gar)
Lineage: Eukaryota; Metazoa; Chordata; Actinopteri; Semionotiformes; Lepisosteidae
Gene: tmod2
Product: tropomodulin 2
Biological process (GO): pointed-end actin filament capping; actin filament organization; myofibril assembly
Cellular component (GO): myofibril; striated muscle thin filament; cytoskeleton
Molecular function (GO): tropomyosin binding
Source: RefSeq, a predicted model, not a curated record